Molecule: messenger RNA, 2648 nt
Organism: Conger conger (European conger)
Lineage: Eukaryota; Metazoa; Chordata; Actinopteri; Anguilliformes; Congridae
Product: Kruppel-like factor 1
Exons: 2
Coding region: 219-1712 (497 amino acids)
Biological process (GO): regulation of transcription by RNA polymerase II
Molecular function (GO): DNA-binding transcription factor activity, RNA polymerase II-specific; RNA polymerase II cis-regulatory region sequence-specific DNA binding
Source: RefSeq, a predicted model, not a curated record
CAGAUAUUACACGAGCAACAGCCCUGAUUUUGUGCAUGCAGAUUUCAGAAAAAAAGGGAAUCCCGGAUUAUUUUCACAAGUUUCUCGUCUACAGCCUUUUUGGAAAUUAUCUGAAGGAUUUGUUCCCCUGAGAUUUAAGGACAUCUGACAUUUGUGUAUAUUUUUCUCACAUACUGCAUUUGGAUUGACACAAAUCGCUGGACUUUGAUUUUGGAAACAUGCUGAACAACAUGGAUUUGAACUCCAAAGAUUCGUUUUAUUCCCAUUUUGACAACUGUUGCAGCUCUUCCCUUGGGCUUGAGACGAUUAGAUCAAAAGAAAAUCAGGACGUUUUCAUGGAGGCUGAAAGGCAGGCACCUGUUCAGUUGAAUCAAGAGGGUGCGACCGUGCAUCCCAAAGCCGAGGCAUCCAACUCGGAUUUCUUCUUUGACCCAAGCGACGCCUCAAAAGGCAGCGCCCCCUCCUCUUUCGCCUACUCCGGUAGCUUCUACGUUGAGUCAUCGCAGGGACCGGUGUGCAGCACAGAGACCCUGCUCAACAUGAUCACAGAGAUAGUCGGUAUAUCCACGCUGCCAAUCUCAGAAUUCCAGCAAGGUGAUCCUGGCACUUCCUACGCGUCUCUUUCUCCGCUGGAAAACGGCAGGGGCAGCUUUCCAGACGCGGGAUUCCAAAACCAAGGCGCUACUAGUACAGUGGCGAGCGCCUCUCCACCAGUAUACUCACCAGAGCAGGUCUGCAGCUAUCCCGGAGUUCAGACGAACCUCCAAGAUCCCAUUGCAGCGCAAACAAACUUUGGCUCACCGGCCCAGGUUUCAAGCCAAGGACACCCAGAACCGCAGCAACCGCAGCCUGCAACGUUUCCGGUUGUUGUCAAAAAUGAGUUCGAGAGCAGCUGUUACGAAUGGGACCAAUUCAGCAAAUCCGACGCAUACUUACCCUCAAGUUUAGAACCAGAUAUCUUCCCGAUAUCUGGUAACAGUCCAUCUGAGCAACAAGUGGACGUUAAAGAUUUCCUUGACUCCUUGGCUCCCAUUUGCCCCACUGCUGACACUGAGUGCAAAAUAGAACGCGUCAUCAAGCAAGAACAGUGCUUCAUGGGCAACUGCGCACAGAAUUUUGCCAGUGCCCUUUACACUAACUACCAAGUGCCAAUCAUGGAUGUCUCAAAUAAUGUUUUGAAACCCGACGUUUUUUCCAAUAUUGGAGCUCAGACAUUGACAAGCCAGUCAGAUUCAGCUUACACAUCCUCUGCUUUGUCCAGUACUAUAGACACACUUCUUUAUUCAUCUCUUUUGCCAAACACUUUCCCAAGAAACUGCACACGCGUGGACAAACCACCUCGUAUCAGAAAAAGUCCGGCUUCCUCUAACGGACCGGCCAAAGAAAAGCCCUUUUCUUGCCCCAUGGAGAACUGCGAUAGGCGUUUCUCCCGUUCCGACGAGCUGAAUCGGCACAUUCGCAUUCACACAGGACACAAGCCUUUCCAGUGCCGCAUCUGCUUGCGGAGUUUCAGUCGUAGCGACCACUUGACGACGCACACCAGGACUCACACUGGGGAGAAGCCCUUUUCCUGCGACGUGUGUGGCAAACGAUUUGCCAGGAGCGACGAGAGAAAAAGACACGGUCGCGUGCAUCUGAAACAGAAAGAAAAGAUGGAGCUGAAGCCACAAGUAAUUAGUACUUGGCCCUUUACUUUACCCGAGGGAAUCUGAACACGCAUAUGCGCUUUAUAUGGGCUAUAUGUGCAUGAAAUUAAAUCUUUCCGUCUUGGAAGAUUAAAGCUUUGUAAAACAGUUGACCACUGAUUACAAGUUAACGUCUAAGCGUUUGCGAUGUGUCAUGCCAGUCCAGUCCGGGUGACUUGACGGACCGGCUUCCGGUGUAACUGUCAUUGUCGGAGAAGAGGAUAUAAGAAGGUCUCUCAUUUGAAAUCACGGCAACGUAUUUCAAAUGGGUCCGAAUUUUGGAAGGCAUUUCAAGUCCUAUAUACAUGCUAAAGACUGCCAACACUAGCGUUCUAUGCAACAACAAAUGCGUAAAAACUAAUGGACAGCGUUCGGCAUAAUCAUUAGUUAACUAAUAACUCGAGACUGACAUUCUUUGCCUGGAUGUCACUGAAGAGCACUUUCAAAACAGACUCUGAAAUAAAUAAAAUAAUAGAAAACUCGGAACUGUUACCGCAGAAGCAAACAGCAAAGUUCAGAACCUCCUUGUCUGGACAGCUACAACCUCAAAGCAAAAAUGGCAAUCUAAUAUAAAAACGAAAUUGAACUAAGGGUGGUGUGGGGUGUAUUACACUUAAGACUUGGCAGUUGUGAAUCCGACGAUAUGUGCUUUUGAUGCUUUUUACAUAACACUGCGACAAGCCAAACUGUGUUUCUUAAAGUUGCAUGUUCUUGUUUAUAUUGGAAUAUUUCAUAUGAAACAAAGGCAACGUUGUCCUGCUUGGGACAAAAAAGACUGCGUUGUUAAUAUAAAAUAACUAUUUCUUCGGCGCGACAUUUGUGCCAAGGUUUUGUUGUCAAAAUACUGUUGGUUUGUACUUGUGUUGUAUUUUAUUACUUACUAUAUUUAUUACUUGGAUAUAUGAAUGAAAUGUGCAGCACCAAUCCGUGUCAAAAUAAAUAUAUUUGUAUGACUAUCUUUAA